This is a messenger RNA of Mycena indigotica, 2703 nucleotides long. RefSeq lists its product as uncharacterized. Gene Ontology annotation, molecular function: protein binding. The record is from RefSeq and is a predicted model, not a curated record. Bases 37 to 2703 code for a protein of 888 amino acids. Lineage: Eukaryota; Fungi; Basidiomycota; Agaricomycetes; Agaricales; Mycenaceae. The transcript is spliced from 11 exons.
GUUUGUCUCCGCUGCCACACGGCCUUCGAGUCGGAUAUGGCGGGGGCGCGUCGGGUAGGCCUAAUAGCCCUUGCAUUGACCUGGGGGCUUGUAUCCGCUAUUUCUUCUUCUCCUGCUCCCCCACUCCAGUGGCUGAAUCUUUCAAACCUUUUGAAGGGCACAACACGACCACCACCACUAAAAAACGCGGCUAUUGGUUACGAUGAUGCCUCCCGAACCUUGAUUAUCUUUGGAGGAGAAGCCUCCAGUGGAAUUGCACAAGGAAACACUUAUCUCCUGGACUUGAAAACAUUAACUUGGUCCAUUCCGAACCCUCCGAAUAACCUCAAACUCACGCCCCCAGCUCGUAGUGCCGCAGUCUUUGGAGUCGACAGCGCGGCAAGCAAUCGCCAUGGCUUCAUUGUAAUUGGCGGGAAGGGCGUGGAUGGUGUGGCGCUCGACGAUGCUUGGGAAUUCGACUUCACAAACGGCUUUUGGAGUGAGAUUCAUAUAACGCCAGGACAUGGACCUGCUGCCCGUUGGGGAGCCAGUGGUGGGAUCGACACACGUGUGGCUGCUGUUUCGGAUCCUGUCUUACCUGGUCCCAAUAACACCUUUUGGUAUUGGGGUGGCUCAGACCCCUCACAUUCUUUCUCUGAGCUCUGGCGGCUGAACGUGUCUGGAACACUCUCAUCAAAUCUGCCUGACAAUGUGGUGGCUAGUUGGGAGCAAAUUCACCUGCCUGCCCUUCCUCUCAUCACAGGACAAGGCGGCAGCGUCUUGAAAGAGCAAGUUGUAACAAUGGGGGGCUGUAAUGCUACCUCUUCUCCUGACGAAAAUUGCGCGAUCCAAGCAACAUACCUUAUCAACGGCGGAAGUUCUACUGACGCGAUAGCUCUCAACUGUCCCGCACCCCGACUUACUCCCGUCGUGAUACCGAACGGUAACACCUUCAGUGCUUCGUUCGCUUCACAGAUGUUCGUCAUGCUGGGUACAUUCAAUUCCAGUUUGUGGGACGACGGCGCUGGCUUGAAACACGGUGAAGUCGCUAUUGUGGACACAAUGACUCGAUCAUGGACACGAAUACUCCCAGCCGGCGAUCCAGGUACCUCUGGCAAGGAAGCCUUUCCAACGCCUAGAGCAGGCGCGAUAGCAGUUAUGUUUCCCAUUUCCCUGGUUGGUGAUGCUCGGUCAACAUCCAGCGACAUUAUUGUCUUUGGAGGCGUUGAAGAAGAUGGAACGUACCUUUCUGAACUCUGGUUGUUGCGGUCAUAUAAUGCUGUGGUCACAGAAGAUGAUCCCAGCUGGGCGGGCUUUGGCGACGGAACGUUGCAAACUGGGGUCAACGCCGCAGGAGCUGGUGUCCAAAAUAUCUUCAUCACGAGUUGUGCUUCUCAGUUGACUCGGCCGUCCCCUCCUAUCUCUUCACCCAGUAACCCGUCCUCUUCUUCCGACAAUUCUACGACACCUAGUCCGGUCCCACAUAUCGAUACAUCCGUCCUCCACAAAUCUUUGGCCCCCGUCUCAGCUGCACUACUACUCCCUUCAUUCCUUGUCUACCGGCAUUGUUCUCGCUACUUCAGCUUAGGCGAACCCCCUCUGCCUCGCUUCAUGUUCUAUCUUUCCAUUGCCUCCGCAACAGUUAGUUAUGGACUUGGGGUCGCUGCUUUGGCCAUCGCAUUCACUUCAAUCCGCUCUUCCACGGGUGUUCCCCCACGACAUCUGAGUACAACCCACGGCCAAGCGGGCCUCGCUCUAUUUGUCUUGCUAUACGGUCUCGUGCCCCUCACCGCUAUUUUCAUAUCCAUCAGAGAUGCGAGGAAGUCACCCUCGAAAUAUCACAAUACUCGAACACGUGCCAACUCUGAUGCGAGCGAGAAAGACGUACGCAGUGCCCGCAGUCCAUCGCCCACUCAGCGCAGAGUACAAACAAACUGGAGGAAAGGUCACGAAGAUUCUUUUGACACUGGGUCGGCAGAAACAGGAGACUGGUUGCAGCCCUCGGUUCCUUCUUCCAAACGAACAUUCGAGGUUCUUAACCGCCCCGCCCGCACGCGUCGCGCCAGCAGUAGUCGCCCAUUGUCCGACACUUCACCUUCCCCGACAUCUCAAAGCCUUGGUGAUGUCGAAUGGUUGAACCGAAGGCGGAGUCUUACAAUAGUGGGGGAACUAGAGAAUUCUUACAGUCCCCCUCCGCCUGUGGCACCCACCCCCCAAUCAAACCCUGCCACCUUGAUAGAGCCGCCACCCAGGCUUAUACCAUCGAAAACACUUGUGCUUGCACGGGUUUUGUUUCAUGUUCUCAUGCUUGCUUUCUGUGUCUUCACACUUGUCGCAUUGUGGUCGAAAGCACCCAAAGGCGCGUUCGCCGCCUUUCUUGUUGUUGUUGGACUUUUCUACGCGACUCUUGCUGGCCUGGCCUGGAGUGGCCGGCCCGACCGAUCAAUACUUGCAAUUCUUCUCCAUCGCAUGCGGGCUGAACCACCAACAUCACCUCCUCGACCUUCAGUUUCGGAUACCGAUGAAAGCGGAGGCUUUCCAUAUACUCAUCGACCUCCCUACCGAGCAGCCUUGGCUACAGAUUAUGUCAGCCCUGGCACUGGUGCAGACACAGAGGAUGAAGAUGACGACAGAGCGGAAGAAGAAAUGCGAAGACGUGAUAUUUCAAUGUGGACCUCCCAGCCCAAACGAGCACUUGUCAUUACCAACCCCAGUCCUUCUUGA